AUGAUGAAAAUACGAAUUAUUCGAUGUUUUUCAACACGAGUAAUUGUUGACAAAUGGUUCAAAGCAUUACAAUCUCCAACUCAUAAUGAGCAACAAUCGGAAUUAGGUCAAUGUAUUGAAUAUACUUUACAACAAGAUCCAACAAUUCAUUAUAAUCUUAUCAAAGAUAUUAUUCAUCGUUGGACUAUUGAACAACCUAAAACAAAUGCUCUAUGGACAAAUCAAAUAAAUAAUAACGAAUCUCAAAAAUUAACAUUUAAUGAUAUAAAUACACAGUCAUCACAUUUUGCAAGUAUUCUUACUGGAAAUGAAUUUAAUUUAACACCGGGAAAAAGUGUACUUGUUUAUUUACCAUAUUCUUCAAAAGAACGAAUUUUAAUUGAAUUAGCUUGUCUACAAAGUGAUUUAGUAUUUUGUUCGUAUGACUUAAAAUAUUUAUCUGAAAAUGAUAUUCGUCAACAAAUUCGAACAUUAGCUGUUGAUUGUAUUAUUACAAAUGUCGAUCAUUUAGAUAUGAUUAUGCAUUGUACAUAUAAUUCAUUAAGACCAUUAAAAAAGGGUCUUAUUAAUCAUAGUUCAAUAUCGAAACCAUUACCAAUUGGUUGGCAUUCUUUAAUGCAUAAUAUCAAUAAUAAUGAUUUAAGAAUAGGUUCUAUUCAAUCUCCAAAAGGAUGUUUACGUCAUUUAACAAAUGAUAGACCAAUAGAUCAAUAUUCUCAAUCAAGAUUUGCUAUUAUGCAGCUAUUAACAGCUUAUUGGCUCAAUAUGAACAAAUCACCUAGUUUAAUAUGGAUAAAAAAUACUCAUAAUAAAAUUUCUCUUGCUCCAUGGUUACUUGGAUCAACAAUAUUUCAUAAAGAAACUGAUAAUAUUGAAACAAUAUUGAAAACAUUUGAAAAUUGUCCUAUUGAUACUUUUUGUGCAUCACAAAGUAAUUAUCAACUGCUUGAUAAACAACAACAAUUGCAGAAUAACAUUCAACUUAAACAAUUAUUCUCUGUUGAACCAAUUAUUGAUCCUAUAAUAAAAACUCGAUGGCAUUCAUUAACAAAUCUUCAUAUUCAAGAUGAUUUUCCUGAUAGCAAUAAUAAAUCUGAUACGAAAUCUUAUCUAACUUCUUUCAAAUAUAAUCAACUUGAAAAUACUCAUGAAACCAACCAACAUAGAACAUAG
Molecule: messenger RNA, 1173 nt
Organism: Adineta steineri
Lineage: Eukaryota; Metazoa; Rotifera; Eurotatoria; Adinetida; Adinetidae
Source: the annotation of a GenBank genome assembly